Mizuhopecten yessoensis (Yesso scallop) is the source of this 4170-nucleotide messenger RNA. Its product is annotated as mucin-5AC-like. The transcript is spliced from 8 exons. The record is from RefSeq and is a predicted model, not a curated record. The coding region runs from base 7 to 3105 and encodes 1032 amino acids. NCBI's taxonomy places the organism in Eukaryota, Metazoa, Mollusca, Bivalvia, Pectinida, Pectinidae.
CCAAGCAUGAAGACAUACCUAGUACUGAUCUGUCUCCUUGCAGGUUUGGGGGUGGAUGGAGCCCCAUCAAAGAGGAAACCAGAAUUCAGCUGUUACGCAUGCGUUGACUUAAAGGAAGGCGAACUAUGUGCAGAGACAUCUAUGUGUCAAGCUGGUCACGCACAAUGUAUGACCCAGUACGUGUAUGGAGAUCGAGGGGACAUCACCAUCCUCAAGGGAUGUUCUCACGUCACAACUUGCAUGAAUAAGGAAGAGAACAACCCUGAGGAGUGUUAUUGGGCUAGUAUGGGCGACUUUGAGGGGAAAUGUACGUUCUGCUGUGACGAGAGUUGGUGUAACAACGAUAUUUACACCGCCAAGUCAGGAGUAGUACCAGAAAACGAGCAAAAUGACGUAGUUCCACCCCGAAAAUCGGCAGUUGACAGACAUGGUAUCCCAUUUGACAUUGCAGGAGCAUAUGCACCCAAACCCCGCACAAAACCAGCCUCCGCGGGACCUGGUCCUGCAGGCCCAAAGCCUCAUCAUGGCGGGCCAGCUCAUGCAAAGCCUUCAACAAACCCAGCAUCUACCGGACCUGGCCCUGCAGGCCCACAGCCUCAUCAUGGCGGGCAAGCUCAUGCAAAACCUUCAACAAAACCAGCAUCUACCGGCCCUGGUCCUGCAGGCCCGAAGCCUCAUCAUGGCGGGCCAGCUCAUGCCAAGCCUUCAACAAAACCAGCAUCUACCCGACCUGGUCCUGCAGGCCCGAAGCCUCAUCAUGGCGGGCCCGCUCAUGCAAAGCCUUCAACAAAACCAACAUCUACCGGACCUGGUCCCGCAGGCCCGAAGCCUCAUCAUGGCGGGCCCGCUCAUGCAAAGCCUUCAACAAAACCAACAUCUACCGGACCUGGUCCCGCAGGCCCGAAGCCUCAUCAUGGCGGGCCCGCUCAUGCAAAGACUUCAACAAAAACAGCAUCUACCGGACCUGGUCCUGCAGGCCCGAAGCCUCAUCCUGGAGGGCAAGCUCAUGCAAAGCCUUCAACAAAACCAGCAUCUACUGGACCUGGUCCCACUAGUCAAAAACCUCAUAUCGCUUCGCCAGCUCAUACAAAACCUCCAACUAAUUCUGGAAACGGUCCAGUAGGCCCAGCAGCUUCGAAACCGAAGCCAACAAACUCUCCAUCAACUAAACCUCCCGCCACACAACCUCCAGUGUCGUCUGGAAGUCAAUCUGGAGGCCACUCCGGUGGAAACUCAGCUGGAAACUCCGGAGGACAUAGCGGAAGUUGUCAUCAACACCAUGGCCAUAGCUGCUGUAAAAACCACGGAAUAGACAUAAACGUACACGUACACAUCGACGGCGGGACAAUAACAUCGAGCAUCAACGGAAACACGAACCAUCACGGUAAUCACAAUGUCAGCAACAACUCAAGUAGUAACUCUAAUACGAACACCAGUGGCAAUUCAAACAGCAACACAAACAGCAAUAGUAGCAACAGCAGUUCCAGUAGCAGUAACAACACAAGCUCCAGUGGUAACUCUAACACCGGAACCAGUAGCACUAAUAGUACAAGCACGGGUAGCAGCACAAACUCCAAUAGCAAUACUAGCAUCGGCACCAGUAGCAAUACCAAUUCCGGGACCAGUAGUAGCAGCAGCACAAGUACCAGUAGCAAUAGCAGCGCAAGCUCUAGUGGUAACUCUAACACCGGGACCAGUAGCACUAAUAGUACAAGCACGGGUAGCAGCACAAACUCCAAUAGCAAUACUAGCAUCGGCACAGGUAGCAAUACCAAUUCCGGGACCAGUAGUAGCAGCAGCACAAGUACCAGUAGCAAUAGCAGCACAAGCUCUAGUAGCAGUUCCAGCAGCAGUACCAACUCCGGGUCCAGUACCAGUAGCAGUUCAAGCACCUCUAGCAAUAGCAGUUCAAGUUCAAGCAGCAAUACCAACUCCGGGACGAGUAGCAGUUCAAGCACGGGUAGCAAAACCAAUAACAGCACCAGUAGCAAUACCAACACGGGCACAGGCUCUAUUGCCAGUACCCCGAAGCCAACAGUCACGGCGCAGACUGGUAAAACCACAGCUAAGGUCGCCCUACAAACACUUGUUGUCAAAGGCUCAUCGACUAUACAAACAGGCAAGACAACGCCUUCCACCGCCAUCCCAACAACAAAGCUAUCAGCAACUGCAGCGACUACGAAAACGGCCACGACAGCCAAGCCGUCGACGACGGUGGGUCCAUUAAAAACUGCUGGAACGACUUUCAAGUCAAAGUUAACAACCAAAUCUCCGGUCACUACGCCUUCGUCCUCAACCAAAUCUCAAACAACUGAAAAACCAUCAACAAGUGCACCAGCCACAACAAAGAUACCGACAACCACUAAGGGGCCAACCACUGCACCAACUUCAACUAGUGCGCCAGCAACAACAAAGUUACCGACAACCACUAAGGGGCCAACCACUGCACCAACUUCAACUAGUGCGCCAGCAACAACAAAAGCUCCAACAAGUCCGCCAUCCUCCACUAAAGCGACAACCACAGCGAAGGUGCAAACAACAACGCCAACAUCAACUAGAGCCCCAGUAACAUCAAAAAUAGCAACAACCAAAAUGCCAACAACAGCUGUUCCAACCACCACCGUAGCUCCAACUACAACCAAAGCGCCUACCACCACUGCGCCCACAACUGCUGCACCAAUCUCAACGGCGCCCACUGCUAAGAAGUCGGCAACAACAACUGUGCUCCCCACUUCAAUGAUGCCCAAUACAACGAUAGGAUCUUCGACAACACAGAAGCCAGCUUUUCAGUGUUACACCUGUGAUGACAGCCAUUGCAACAAUCAGAAGCUUCAGACAUGUCCGUCUAACUCUCACUACUGUCUAACAACUAUUGACCAGAGCCCGACUGGAGACCGUGUCUUCACCAAGGGAUGUGUGACAGAAGCCGUCUGCAUUGACAAGUGGUGGCACAAGACUUCCCCCCAACCGGACUGUCUCCUCAACAUGGACGACAGCCCGUCUGGCCUCCCCGGGAUGGCGAUGAAGUGUAGUUUCUGUUGCAUUAACGGCGAGUGUAACGAGUUCGCUCUGAGGGAUUUCUCUAGCUUUUACACUCAACGAUAAUCUUACCACUUUACUCUUUUCAAUUCUUUGCCUUCGCUGAGAAUUUUUACUUUCGAAUUCUCUUUACGUUCUUGCUAUUAUUUUAGAUAAAAUAAUCAGAAAAAAAUAAUCUUCAUGAAACGUAAUUGUAGCAAAUAUACCACUUAUAUCAUCAUUUAGUGUGCAGAUGUUUUUGUAUGCUGAUCAUUCGUUUUUAUAAGCAGGACUUUUCAUUAAAUCGUUUUCCCAACAGUUGUCGUUUAUUUACCACGUUAUCACUAUAAUACGGUUUCCCAUUACUUCUACAGCUUUCAUCACUGCUGGCCCAUGUCCUAUAGUUUAGUUAUCCGCUCUAUGGGGUAUUGUGGAGUGGGGUUACAUACUUACCGAAAAUAUGUAAAUUAGUCUUGUAUUAACUACCUCAUAUAUUGCAGUGUUCCCAAAUCAAUGAGAAAUUAUUCAGAAAAAUAUCGUUUCUAUUACCUCAUCGUGUUUUGUAAACAACACGGUUCGAAGGUGUUUUUUUUUUUUUUUUAAUGCUCCACGUUCGAUCCUGGGCUACGAAUAAAGAAGUAUCAUUUAAUUUUACAAAAACAAUUUUGCUAAUGCAGCAAGACCUUUGCUUAAACCAGUAACGAUACAACAACGCAGUUGAACGAAAAUAUAUCGUUCUAGGCAACAUAAUAAUUAGAUAUAGUCAUAGUGUCAAGUGUCAUGAAGAAAUCCUAAAAGCCACUUCCUUGAAAUUAUAAUAAAGGGUUGUUUCCCUUAAAGAUACUUUACGAAGCAGUACUACCUAUAAGGAAAUGUAAAUGUCAGAAACGGCAGAUUUUAUUUCCAUUUGUACAUUUAUUAUUAUAUUGGAUAACACUGCAUUUGCAAAUUUAUGUUAAGCACAUGCCCCACUCCGCAAAUAACAUCUUUAGACUUUUCAAGGAAUUAUCCAGACAUGAAUCGAAUAAUGUCUCAUGCGUUCUGCAAAAAAUGCAUGCAAUUUGUUUAAAAACAAAUGCGAAUAAUAUUACAUUUGUCUGCUUUGAUCGGAGUCUACAUAUUAUCACCAAUACGUGUAUAAUAAAAUGUUCA